AUGAGCAAUGACAAAAACUCUCAUCAAACGCACGAUGAGACUGCAGAAAAAGAGCUAACAACUAGCGAAAUAGAGGACGCACCCAGGGAACCAUCUGUGACUGAAGUCAAUGCUGUAGAAAUAGACAAGCUUGAAUGCACUCCAGGACCACUAACACCGCAAGUAUUAAUCCAGUGGCUACCAGGUGAGCUUAAUUUUACGAGCUUUGAUGCGUACGACAAAAAUUUGUAUCUGGGGACCGAUCAAGGCGAUCUUUUACAUUAUUUCGAAAUGGAAGCCAACAACUACAUGCUAGUCUCGCAGACUGAAUUUGAUUCUGACCAGAAAGCGUCGAUUGAGAGCAUCAAAGUCAUGCCACUAAUCGAAAUCGCACUAGUUCAAAGUGGGGAGACGUUGCACUUUUUCCUUCUGCCAGAAUUCGCUCCUGUCCCUAACAUGGACAGCGUACCUUACGUUAGCGAUUUCCAAAUUUUGAGGUAUUCUUCCAGUAGCAAGAGUUAUCAGAUUCAAACAUUUGGUGCAGAGGGUAUCAGAUAUCUAAACGUUACUGGAAAGCGAGUUUCAAUCUCAGACGUGGUGAGUACUAAGCCAAUCUCCAAAGCCCACACAUAUCACAAAACAAUGAUGGCGUCCAAUGGCUCCAAUUACGAGAUUGUGGACCUAAAAUCUGGAAGAGAAAUACCGUUAUUUCGUGUCAGCGAGAUGAGUGCCGACCUAAAGCCGCUGAUAGUAUCGUAUAGCCCAGGCGAAUUUCUUUUAGCGUGCGGAAGUUCAGGCAGCGAGAAUGCAAUGGGCCUUGUCGUGAACUGUAAAGGAGACAUAACUCAGGGAACUAUAGUUUUUGAGAAGUUCCCCUUAGACAUACUGAUUGAUCUCCCGUUUAUUAUCGUCGACUAUGGUGACUCCGGUGCGUUUGUUUAUCGUGUAGAACCAAACGAUGAGCCCAGAGUGGUACAGAAACUUUGGAGUACCAAUAAAAGUAGACUACGAAUGGUCAAGACAAGCCACGCCUUCGCCGUUAACAAUCCUUCCAGAAAAUCUCAAAUUGUUGAUAAACUGAGGCUCGUCCCUCUCAUUGCUGGGAACAACGAAUUCAGAAUUGAACAAGAACAAACAUAUGUUGCUUCGAACUAUGAGGAAGUAACUUCCUUAGUACUUUAUUCUGCUGUGGGGAUUCACUUGUUGUACAAAGAGUCGAUAAUAUUACAGAUAGCGGAUUACAGCGAGUCAACAAUGAACAAGAUCGAAAGUAUUCUGGGAAAUAACCUUUCUUCCAGUUACAUUAGCGCAUUCAACAAAAUGGAAGCCCAUUUUCUUCGACUGUUGCUACUUCUCCUUGAAACGUUACACUCCUCAUCAAUUGACCAACGAAUAGUAUCAAAUUGGUGUAUUUAUUCACCGACGGUAGACAUUCGCAUUUUUCUCUAUUUAUGCAGUGUAAAGAUUUUUGGCGAUCCCUGGGUUCCCAAUGGGCUGACGAACUUUAUAUGCGAGACGCGGUCAUUGAAGCUGAAAAAUAAAUUCACAGAUUUCCUCAGCAUCAUGAAGUUCCUUCGCCACAAGCUUCACGAUAAUGAGUUGCGCGGCCUUAAAGAUAAAGAAAACAUUUUUCGAAGUAUAGACUUGGCUGUUGUUGAAAGCUGCAUUCAUAAUGGCCUCGACGUGGAUAUCACUGAGUGUGAAUCUUCCAGCUAUUCUGAUCUCUUGCCGGAGCUACAAAAAAACAAAGAACGAUAUGGUUCGAUAAUAUUUGAUCUUUAUCACCACAAUGGCGACUAUGCGAAUUGUUUGACUUUACUUCGAGAGCAAAAACGAGGUUCAGAAAUGAGUAAAUUUAUUUUGAUUAACUUGGAACAUCUUUUGCGUUGCGAUGCUUACAAGGAGCAUGGCUUGUUGGCUGAUGUCGUAUUUUUAGUUAAUCUCGAGAUUCAUGGUGACGAGCGUCUGAAUGUGUUAAGAAAUAUAAAAAAGAUUCUCGAGCGGGCAGGGCUAGGAAUUAAAGACAUGGUAGCGAUGGCUGAGAACAGUACGGCCAAGAUAGCUAUUCUGGAAAGUCUAGGCAGUGAAGAUUUCAAUGAUAAACAGUUCAUGAUAGAUUAUUACGUCGCAAAACUUGAAGAUAUCAUGGAAAAGGAAAAAUUGUGGGACUUUUUUGCUGAGCUUUCUACAUCAUAUUCACAAGACCUGGAUUACAUGAAGCCAAGCUUUAAGACGUUUCUUGAUCUCAGAAUUAAAGCUAGCCAAAAGUGCGCAAGUCUUAUAGAGAUAGGAGAAAAGGUGAGGACGCUCAUGUAUGAAGGGAACGAUAGAGCAAUGUUUGAUGCGGUAACUGACAGGAUCAAAAAUUUCGACACUGCGAGCAUUCUAUUGCUAUUUCUUAUUGAAGACGAGGAUAAACACGAAAUUUUAGGACAUAACUUGCUGGACAAGUUGAUGGCAUUCAACGAUUUUGAUUCGAUCGAUAAGGUGGUAGGGAAAGAAAACGUUGUUAGAGUGCUGCUGUACUACAUUAACUUGGGAUCCAAAAGGGAUUCGCAACUACUUAUGCGGACGCACUUGGCGAAACACCUGCGCAUCCUCGAUUCUCAUGAGAGCCUGCUAGAAGCCUUGAAGCUUAUUCCAUUAGAUUACGGGCUGGGUAGUAUAGUUGAUGCACUUUCUCCAGUGUUGAUAAAUUUCGAGAAUACACUCGCGACUCAAGAAUUGCACAAGGCACUGUUAAGACAACAGUUGCAAGCCAUCCAAGAUUCGCUUCAAAAGCUAGAGCAGAGCUAA
This is a messenger RNA of Lachancea nothofagi CBS 11611, 2775 nucleotides long. The record is from the annotation of a GenBank genome assembly. NCBI's taxonomy places the organism in Eukaryota, Fungi, Ascomycota, Saccharomycetes, Saccharomycetales, Saccharomycetaceae.